AUGGCUGCCAACGACUACUUCAAUCCUCCGACAAACCGCCCAGAUGACUCGCAGACAUAUUAUUCGAGUUACAACCCAUCACAAACGCAAGCGCCUUCACUCCCGCCAUACACAUCACAUCCGCCAUCACGAACUCAGUCAACGAGACCGAACGACAUCUCCCCAGUCUCGCCAUUCGAAGCACCAUUCGAUGACCACGUCUAUCCUGCGCUGCAGCAAGGGAAACAGCCUCCCAAUGCGAGAUUUGACAGCCAGAGUACAAUCGGAGCGGAUUCAGCAUAUUAUGGUCAGGGAGGUGGUGGAAGGCAGGCCUCAACAAAUUCAUUUGCGGACGACAUCCCAUUACGAGAUCAUCCAGGAGGCCCCGAUGUACCGCCAAAGCAGAACAGUAUCGAUCAUGUCUACGAUGCGGCGGAUCCCAACGCUCCUGUGCGGCAGAAUACAGGCAAUCUAGAAGAAGGUACGCGGGAGAGAGGUCGCUUGACGGGGCUCUUGAAGAAAAAGAAGAAGAUACCAUUCGUAACCUACAUUUUUACCCUUGUCCAAAUCAUUAUCUUCAUCGUGGAGAUUGUAAAAAAUGUUCAGCUCACCGGAUCCCCCAUCAUGAUCAAGCCUCAGAUCAACCCGAUGAUCGGUCCCUCACCAUAUGUCACCAUAAACAUGGGCGCAAGAUACGUCUCUUGCAUGCACAACAUGGAGUACUUCCAAGAAUUGACCGACAUCAAUUCGUUCCCUUGCCCCAAUACCGUCGCGAAGAACGGCUCCGAUCGGCACACUGGGCAGCUGUGCAAUUUAGGACAGCUUUGCGGUUUCAACCUUGCCAACUCGUCAAUACCUGGGAUUGGUGCACCCAGCGGAACUGCGUUGGAAGACAAACACCAGCCUGAUCAGUGGUUCAGGUUUAUCGUUCCUAUUUUCCUUCACGCCGGAAUCAUCCACAUCGGGUUCAAUAUGCUGCUUCAAAUGACCUUGGGCCGCGAAAUGGAGAUGAUUAUUGGUUCCAUACGCUAUUUCCUGGUUUACAUCGCCAGCGGCAUCUUUGGAUUCGUUCUUGGGGGAAACUUUGCAGCUGAAGGCAUCGCUUCAACGGGAGCUUCCGGAUCGCUUUUUGGGAUUCUCGCCUUGACUCUUCUCGAUCUCCUGUACCACUGGGCAGAGCGGAUUUCACCAUGGAAAGACUUUGCGUUCAUCAUGUUGGAUAUAGCUAUAUCUUUCGUCCUGGGACUACUUCCUGGCCUCGACAACUUUUCCCAUAUCGGUGGAUUUAUUAUGGGCAUCGCUUUGGGCAUCUGCAUUCUGCACUCUCCAGCGUCAUUGCAAAAGCGUAUCGGACAGGAUCCACCUUACAGGCCUGUUCAUCAGAGUAAGAGUGAUGAUCACCUCAUCACCGGAACACAAGCAUUCGCCAAGGCGCCCGUUGGAUUCUUCAAGGGCCGUAAGCCAGCUUGGUGGGCUUGGUGGCUUGUUCGUGUGGCCUCCUUGGUCUUUCUCUUGAUUGUGUUCAUCUUACUCCUGACCAAUUUUUACAAGAGCAUCGAAAAACGCGCUACCUGUUCCUGGUGUAAAUACAUCACAUGCAUCGAUGUAAAUGAUUGGUGUGAUAUUGGCAAAAUCAAGAUAACGACAACCACAGCUGGAGUGCCUUCCGCAACAUUGGCGUCUACCCCCACAUCUAGCGUCUUAAAUAAACGCCUGAUACCCGCCGCUGUUGCUGCAGUGCCAACCCCUUUUUGA
Molecule: messenger RNA, 1734 nt
Organism: Glarea lozoyensis ATCC 20868
Lineage: Eukaryota; Fungi; Ascomycota; Leotiomycetes; Helotiales; Helotiaceae
Product: Rhomboid-like protein
Exons: 3
Coding region: 1-1734 (577 amino acids)
Biological process (GO): proteolysis
Cellular component (GO): membrane
Molecular function (GO): serine-type endopeptidase activity
Source: RefSeq, a predicted model, not a curated record